GUUCACGUGACCGUGUCAACGCGUUUCCCAGGUAGCUCAUAUCGAAGGCAAAUACACCAACCUCAACAAUACAACCACCUUAGAAAAGCCCGACAACAUGUCUUCGCGACCGGAGCUAAAGGUCGACGACGAAGUCGGCUUCAUCCGCUUCUUUCGCUCGCUGCCCACCAAGGAUACCGACAACGAAUCCAACCCCAGUACCAUCCGCGUCUUCGACCGCGGCGACUGGUAUACAGCCCACGGCACUGAUGCUGAAUUCAUUGCUCGCACCGUCUACAAAACCACCUCUGUCCUGCGUACCCUCGGCCGCAGCGACGCGGGUGGCUUGCCCUCCGUCACACUCAGCGUCACCGUCUUUCGGAACUUCCUGCGCGAAGCCCUCUUCCGUCUGAACAAGCGUAUCGAAAUAUGGGUUUCGGCGGAGUCGGGUCGUGGACAGUGGAGGUUGGGGAAGCAGGCUAGUCCGGGGAAUCUACAGGAUGUUGAAGAAGAGCUUGGAGGGGGAGGAGGUGCGGCGAUGGACUCGGCGCCGAUUAUACUCGCGGUGAAGGUCUCGGCGCGGUCGAGUGAGGCGAAGAAUGUGGGUGUGUGUUUUGCAGAUGCGAGUGUGAGAGAGCUUGGGGUGAGCGAGUUUUUAGAUAAUGAUGUUUAUUCGAAUUUCGAGUCUCUGGUGAUUCAACUCGGGGUGAAGGAGUGUGUUGUGCAGCUGGAUACCGCCAAGAAAGACGCCGAGUUGGCGAAGCUGCGCGCAAUUGCGGAUACAUGUGGUAUCGCUAUUACUGAACGGCCCGCGGCGGAUUUCGGCACGAGAGAUAUCGAGCAGGAUCUCGUGAGGUUGUUGCGAGAUGAGCGCUCGGCGGCAACGCUGCCGCAGACGGAACUCAAACUCGCCAUGGGCGCCGCGGCGUCGUUGAUCAAGUACCUGGGGGUCAUGUCUGAUUCGACGAAUUUCGGGCAGUAUCAGUUGUAUCAGCAUGAUCUGUCGCAGUAUAUGAAACUCGAUGCGGCAGCACUCCGCGCCCUGAAUCUAAUGCCGGGCCCGCGAGAUGGCGCGAAGAAUAUGAGUUUGUAUGGUCUUUUGAACCACUGCAAGACUCCCGUGGGCAGUCGGUUGCUCGCUCAGUGGCUUAAGCAGCCGCUUAUGGAUCUGACUGAGAUUGAGAAAAGACAGCAGCUGGUAGAGGCGUUCGUGAAUGACACCGAACUACGUCAGACCAUGCAGGAGGAGCAUCUGCGUGCGAUCCCGGAUUUGUAUAGACUGGCAAAACGCUUCCAACGGAACCAGGCGAAUUUGGAGGACGUCGUUCGCGUUUAUCAAGUUGCUAUCCGCUUGCCGGGUUUUGUUCGCAGCUUUGAGAAUGUUAUGGACGAGCAGUACCAGACUCCGCUCGAUGCGCAGUAUACGUCAAAGCUCCGCAGUUUUUCUGACAGCCUCGCUAAGCUUGAGGAAAUGGUCGAAACCACGGUAGAUCUGGAUGCGCUCGAUAACCACGAGUUCAUUAUCAAACCAGAAUUCGACGAGAGCCUGCGGGUUAUACGAAAGAAGCUGGAUAAGAUCAGGUAUGAUAUGGACGUGGAGCAUCGACGUGUUGCGCGCGACUUGAAUCAGGAUAUGGAAAAGAAACUGUUUCUUGAGAACCAUCGCGUGCACGGCUGGUGUUUCAGAUUAACAAGAAACGAAGCGGGCUGCAUUCGUAAUAAACGAGAGUAUCAAGAAUGCUCGACUCAGAAAAACGGUGUUUAUUUCACAACCCGGACGAUGCAGGAACUCCGCAGAGAACACGACCAGUUGUCGUCGAACUAUAAUCGAACCCAAUCAGGUCUUGUCCAUGAAGUCGUCAAUGUUGCUGCGUCGUAUUGCCCUAUUCUGGAGCAACUGGCCGGUGUACUGUCACACCUAGACGUUGUUAUCAGUUUUGCCCAUGUGUCGGUUCAUGCUCCUACAGCAUAUGUCCGUCCGCAAAUGCAUCCCCGUGGAACCGGCAAUACCGUUCUGAAAGAAGCUCGUCAUCCGUGCAUGGAAAUGCAAGAUGACAUUUCAUUCAUCACCAACGACGUCUCGCUCGUUCGGGACGAGUCUUCAUUCCUAAUCAUCACGGGCCCCAACAUGGGCGGUAAAUCGACCUACAUUCGCCAAAUCGGCGUCAUCGCCCUGAUGGCCCAAAUCGGCUGCUUUGUGCCCUGCACCGAAGCCGAGCUGACCAUAUUCGACUGCAUCCUGGCUCGUGUCGGAGCCAGCGAUUCUCAGUUGAAAGGCGUGUCGACGUUUAUGGCCGAGAUGCUGGAGACUUCCAACAUUCUCAAGUCUGCUACCUCCGAGUCUCUGAUUAUAAUCGACGAGCUGGGCCGUGGAACAAGCACGUACGACGGGUUUGGUCUGGCAUGGGCGAUUUCAGAGCAUAUCAUCACCGAGAUUGGCUGUUUUGGGCUCUUCGCUACCCAUUUCCAUGAGCUCACCGCGCUGGCUGAUCGGUACCCCAAGUCUGCAAAGAACUUACACGUGGUAGCGUUUAUAUCCGAUGAUAAGGAGCAGAAAGAAAGCAAGAAGAAGAAACGAGAAGUCACCCUCCUCUACCGCGUGGAGCCGGGCGUCUGCGAUCAAUCCUUCGGCAUCCACGUCGCCGAACUCGUGCGCUUCCCUGAGAAAGUCGUGAACAUGGCUCGCCAAAAGGCAGAAGAACUGGAAGACUUCACAUCCACUACUACCACCUCUGACCCAAAGACCAGCGCUACCACGGGUGGCGGGCUUGAUGGCUAUACGCAGGAGGAAGUCGAAGAAGGUAGCAAUUUGCUCAAGUCGAUGUUGCUCAAGUGGAAGGCGGAAGUGGAGGGGCCGGGUAAAGAGGGCAUCACGCCAGAAGAGAAGCGGAGGAUUAUGCGAGACCUGGUCGCGGCGGAUGAAAAGCUGCAGGCGAAUAAAGUGUUUCAGGGUAUUAAAUCUCUGUAAUGCUAAACACCAGUACGAUUUCUCUCUGCUAUCUCUCUACGCUACAUCUCUGGUAAUGAUCUCGUGAUGAAUAUGUUUCGGUAUGGAGUUAUAGGUCGAUAUAGUUUGGAGGACUCAUCAUGUAUAAUAUUUAUUCAAACAUGAACCACCAUAAUAGUUCCUAGUCAUGCAACUGCUGUUACUCUUGAAUAAUUGUUGUAGUAGGGAAAACACCAAUCAGCGGCCGCUUUUGACAUCCGCCCUAAUCACGUGCCAAGACUCAUGAUGUAGUUGUCUAUUCUGUACCCUCUCUAUACACGACAAGACAAUCCGCCA
This is a messenger RNA of Talaromyces proteolyticus, 3262 nucleotides long. Its product is annotated as putative DNA mismatch repair protein Msh2. Gene Ontology annotation, cellular component: MutSalpha complex; nucleus. Gene Ontology annotation, biological process: mitotic recombination; mismatch repair. Lineage: Eukaryota; Fungi; Ascomycota; Eurotiomycetes; Eurotiales; Trichocomaceae. The transcript has 2 exons. The coding region runs from base 98 to 2947 and encodes 949 amino acids. The record is from RefSeq and is a predicted model, not a curated record. Gene Ontology annotation, molecular function: mismatched DNA binding; ATP binding; ATP-dependent DNA damage sensor activity.